AUGGCGCACUUGGAGGUAGCCCUUCACGAUGGCCUUGUGACCUCAUCUUUGUCGCAAGGCUCCCGCAGCCGAGUAGACAGACGACCUCUCCUGGCAGACAGCGCUGCAAAAGCUUCUGAUGGCAGUCAGCUGGCCUCCGGCUACUUCAGACUGUCACGGUGCUUGGCAUGCAGCCUCACAGCCAUGGGCACGGCCGCAGGGCUGCGGCGGCGCCGCGGGGACCGCGGGGACCGAGGGCCGCCGAGCGAGGCCAUCUCCCGGCCUCGGAGGCCAAGGCGAGACGGCGACGACCGAGAAGGAGCCUUCCGGGGCGGAAGAGGAAGGGGCGGCCGAGCGUCUGAACGCUGGAAGUCUGCAAAGUCCCAGUCCGCCAUGGACUGGGGCGGCGUGAGGGUAACGGGAGCCGCCGCCGAGUGGCUUCAGUCACAGAUGGAGCUGGGAGGUGGGACGUUUGAGCCAUCACCCAUUCAGGCAGAGGCGAUGUCGCGGAUCUAUGAUGGCGAGUCUUGCUGCAUCCACGCUCCCACUGGAACGGGCAAGACACUCUGCUACCUGCUUCCCUUGUUGCAGCGGUUCACGGAAGAGGCAGCGCGAGCACCCGCUCGUGGCCUUCGCUUCCUCAUUUUGGUUCCGACGGCGGUCCUUCAGGUGCAGACAGUCGCUCUUGCCCGUGCGCUUCUUGGGCCUGGCAAGGCGGAAAAUGUGACCCUCAUGCGACGUGAUGCAGACAACACAUCAGAGCCCAGCAACAUCGUCGUGGCGACGCCGCGUCACAUUCGCGACUUGUUGGACGAGCCCAUGACGCAGCCUUUGUGGCUGCGCGCUUUAGGCCAGCUCGACUGGGUCGUCGUCGACGAGGCCGAUCAGCUUGUGGACAAGUGGCACCGGGUGCAACGCAGACUGGCAAGCCGAGAGGGCCGAGUCCUCCCUGCAGUUGCUUUGUUGAAAGAGAUCGAGUUGCAGACCACCAAGGCCGGUCGUCGCGAUGAGUGGCAGCUCGUGGGUGCAACUGCCACCCUCAACCGCAGGACUUUCCGCGCCGUCAAGUACAGUGCUGGCAUCGACCUGGCACUGAUCCGCGCUGCUGGAAGCACAAUCCCAGAGGUUGAAAACCAGCAAACCGGUGGACAGUAUGGGGAUGGCACUACGGGCUGGCCAGAUAAGCUCCGCCAUCGACUACGAGUUCCCAUUCCCUUUCGCUUUCCCAAGGUGAUGCAAUUUGCUGCCAAGACCAUCUACGAGCUGGAGGCAAAACGGAUUCUAGUGGUCCUUGCUACGACGGGGCUAGGAGGCCGAGCUCCGUCGAGCGAGUACGGCCGAAGCUUGGUCUUGAGCCAGCUGCGCUUUCGGCUAGAGGACCUCGAGGAUGGGAGCGAGCAAGGUCAACCACGUGGCAGGUUUUUUCAGGUCAUCAGCGUCUCCGAAGCCGUUGAGGCAGCAGCUAAGCUGUGGUCCAGCGAAGGAAGUCGACAGAGGGUGCGAGACGACAGGCAUUGCCAGGUCGUCGUGGCCGCGGCCCAGGAGAUUCGCGGCAUGCAUUUGGACUUUAUCGACGCUGUCGUGUUGAUUGGCGACCCAAACGACAUCAGCGACUACAUGCAUGCUGCCGGCCGCACCUGUCGCUACCAGCCCGGAUCCGCAGAGCCCUUGGAGGGCAUGGUGGUGUCCAUAGUCGAGGACUCCGUCGCCAACAAGAUGAUGAAGUGGUCGAAAUUGUCUGGUUUCAAGCUGAUCGAGGUUCCGAUGAAGACGAACAUAAAGACCGGGGAGCCAGCGGAGAGGCUGCUGACGAAGCGGCAGCAGCGGGCUGCCGCUGAGCUUGGCGAGGCUCUGAAGGAUUUCGAAGACGACUUCCCGGAGCUGUACGAGUAUGACGAGCCAGAGUUCAGGGAGGCGGAGCAUGCGGAGCCAGCCCUGUCUCCUCCAUCCGUCUGGAGCUGA
Symbiodinium sp. CCMP2592 is the source of this 1941-nucleotide messenger RNA. Lineage: Eukaryota; Dinophyceae; Suessiales; Symbiodiniaceae. The record is from the annotation of a GenBank genome assembly.